This is a messenger RNA of Tremella mesenterica DSM 1558, 1293 nucleotides long. RefSeq lists its product as uncharacterized. NCBI's taxonomy places the organism in Eukaryota, Fungi, Basidiomycota, Tremellomycetes, Tremellales, Tremellaceae. The transcript is spliced from 9 exons. The coding region runs from base 1 to 1293 and encodes 430 amino acids. The record is from RefSeq and is a predicted model, not a curated record.
AUGCCUAAAGGACGACCGAAGGAUCUGCUCUUACUGAUUUGGGUUCACGGGUUCAAAGGCAACGAAGUGACAUUUGAAUCAUUUCCCGACCGUGUCUCUCACUUGCUUCAAGCUACUCAUCCUUCUCUUCGGGUGGAAUCGAGGGUAUUUCCUGUAUAUCAGACCAGAGGAGAGUUGCACGCAGCAACUUUGGCUUUCGUCGAUUGGCUCACUUCCUUGGUUGUAGGGCUGGAGAACGAUCAUGGGUUUGGUGGGGGAGCAGGACGGGCGAAAAUUGUUCUUUUGGGUCAUUCGAUGGGCGGACUUUUGAUUGCUGACGCUGCAUUGGACAUAGCGAGAAAUACCAGACCUGGUGAUCCCAUGUGGCCCAAGGUAGUCGCCAUAGUGGCUUUUGAUACUCCCUAUUUAGGAUUACAUCCUAGGACGCUAAGUUUGCAGAAAUACCAACUCUCCCAAGCUGCCGGAUAUCUCGAACAAGCCCGUUCAAUAGCUUCCGGACUUACCAUGUUAUCUCCCAUUGCUGUCGGACUGGGAUUCGGCAAAUUUGGUCUUGGAAAACCUUCUCAACCCUCUCAUCCCGAUAUCCCACAAUCAACACCGAAGUUCGAAUCUCGAGGUCAACCUUCACAGUCUUCAUCACGGCAAAAACAAAAUCAAGCUGUCGUAUCUGGUGAAAAUGACAAACCACCAGAAAUAUCAUCUAACAAAUCCCGUUGGUCUUUGCUUACACUUGCGACUCCAUCCACCAACGCAUUGUACGGACUGGGAGCGGUGGCAUUGGGUGCCGCAGCGGUGGGUACUAUGUAUUACCGUCGUGAAGACUUUGUGAACGGUUGGAAGUGGGGAUACGAACAUAUGACUUUUGUCAGAAACCUGUGGGACGAGGAGGGAUUGAGAGGGAGGUUGUUGGCUAUUUCUCAGGUUUUGGAGAAUGAGCAUAAUGUGAAGUUUUGGAAUUUCUACACUCAUCUACCACCUUCUUCCCUCUCUUUAACUCAAAGAACAUUCACCAUCCUCCCUCCUCAAUCCCACCCCACUUACCCCCUCUGGAUACCAGCUACGAACACGAUAGCAAAAGACGAAGUAUCGGCCCAUAUGGCAAUGUUCAGUCCCAAGACCAAUGACGGAUUUUACGAUCUAGGUUUGGCAGUAGCGCGCCGAAUAGCAGAGAGGAUAGAAGAAGAAGGAGUUGGAAGAGGGGCUGAGAUGGAUGAAGUGGUGGAUAUCCAAGAGAAGGGUUUAGGUUGGAGGGAAGAAGUGAAAGAUGGUAAAAUUGUCUGGGUAGAAGAAUGA